AUGGCUCACCCUCUUGACGGCAGGCUGCAGAGUGAUGUCCAAGUUAGUUUGGACAAGUUGGAGGUUGUAGGUUCCUUCUGCUACCUCGGAGACAUGCUUUCCACAGCUGGUGGCUGUGACCUUGCAACCACUAUGCAUGUGAAGACUGCUUGGAAGAAGUUCAAGGAGCUGCUACCUGUCCUGACAUCAUGCCACCUGUUGCACAAGACCCGUGGUCCAGUGUAUAACACUUAUGUAUGGAGCGCUACGUUCCAUGCCAGUGAGACCUGGGCACUGACCAAGCCAAAUCUUCAUCACCUACUACGCAAUGACAGGGCCAUGGUAAGACAGAUCUGCAACAUCAAGCCUAAAGAUAUGGCCACUGUAGGUUCAAUUGAAUUGCUGGGGCAGCUUGGUAUCGAUGACCUCGACCUCAUCUUAAGGAAAAGGAGACUCCACUAG
Messenger RNA from Ostrea edulis (European flat oyster), 441 nucleotides. RefSeq lists its product as uncharacterized. The coding region runs from base 1 to 441 and encodes 146 amino acids. The transcript has a single exon. Lineage: Eukaryota; Metazoa; Mollusca; Bivalvia; Ostreida; Ostreidae. The record is from RefSeq and is a predicted model, not a curated record.